Molecule: messenger RNA, 786 nt
Organism: Didymodactylos carnosus
Lineage: Eukaryota; Metazoa; Rotifera; Eurotatoria; Philodinida; Philodinidae
Source: the annotation of a GenBank genome assembly
AUGUUGCGUCUACCGCAACGUCUAAUCGAAACAUUGGCUGAACAGCAACAACAGCAAUAUAUGACAAAUAAUAAUAACAACAAUGAUAAAACACAUUUCCAUUUACCACGAAUGAAAGUACGAAUACCACCUGAUUUACUAAAUAAACUCUUGAGUUCUCUUCAUACAACAUCCAAACUAUCAAAAAAUUGUCGUUAUCAUUCCUCAUUCAGACGAAACCAAAAACACAGAAAGCACAUGAACAGGUCGAUCAGCAAUGAGUCGAUUGUGGGAACAAGUAAAACCACAAAAAAAAAUGAUGUGAACGAAGACGAUUCUAUUGAUUUACAAUAUUCAGAUCGAAAUCGACGUAAAAUGAGAAAAAAAGUUGAGCCGAUUGUCAAACAUAAAACACCACUUGUACGUCACAUUUAUCGUAGAAAAGGAAAUCCCAUUGAAAAACGUCAGAUCCAUUCUCUGUUAAAGAAAAAACUUGAAUUAGACAGAGUAAAUAAGAGUGACUCGGAGACUGAUAGUAAUAAUAACAAGCAAAAACGAAAGAUAAAAAAUCAAAUGAUAAAAAGUAAUAAUCGGCCAGAAACUCGGGAGAAAACGACAAUGAAAAAGAAAGACCAUGAUGAAACAACAACAACAUCAAAUACGUCAGAAGAAACAUCUUUCACAAAUGUAUCGAAGCUGAUCCAAAAUAAGAAUGAAAAUAGUUUAGAAUCAUCUGAUAGUAGUAACGAAAGUAGUGAAACACAUGACAAAAGUAUUUUGGUUGAAAAUACUUUACGAACAAAAUGA